AUGCUCACACGGGAUGCUAUAGUACAGCUAAUGUGGCCAAGUGAAGUGGUUGGAAACCGUAGAUCAUAUUGCUUUCGCAACAUUACAGGGCAGAAAAAAACAGGACAGGAAGAUGGAGACACGUACCAAUAUCCAAAUAUCGAUUCAAAUUCCUCACAUGCCAAAGCCAUGGAUCCCCUACCAACAAUACGACAAAUAUGCCGUCAGAAAUCAUAUAAGAAAAGUCUUGAAAACAUAAGCAGGGUUUCAAGGUCCUUCCUGUCUGGCAUCUUCCCUACCCAGCAAGCUUAUUGCCGAAUUAAGUCAAGAAAAGAGUUAUUGAUUACAAGCACGCUUAGCGAUUUGAAAGCAAAAUCCAACAAGGGGAUAACUGUUUUCCACGGUCACUGUCAUAAAUUUUUAUUGCUCAAUGCUCAAAAGCAUGCAAUACAAUGCAAAUGGCCAGAAAAGCAGAGUAAUCGACGCGAAGAGGACGUGUCUCAGAUACUGGCUUCUUGUUCCCGCUUUUACUGCUGA
Messenger RNA from Sphenostylis stenocarpa, 516 nucleotides. The record is from the annotation of a GenBank genome assembly. Lineage: Eukaryota; Viridiplantae; Streptophyta; Magnoliopsida; Fabales; Fabaceae.